GAGAGUUAUUGGACAGCGGUAGUGGGAGAGUUUGACCUCAAAAAAACUGACCCUGAUGAGCAGAUCAUGAAAGUCAAUCGCAUCAUCACUCAUCCGAAGUUUAACCCAAAGACGUUUAAUAACGACAUUGCUCUGGUGGAGCUGAGUUCUCCAGUUAUUCUGUCUGAACGGGUCACACCUGUCUGCGUGCCCUCUGACCUCGACCCACCGGCUGGUACACCCUGUUUGGUGGCUGGCUGGGGCUCUCUAUAUGAGGACGGACCCUCUGCAGAUGUGGUGAUGGAGGCGAAAGUGCCACUGCUGUCUCAGACCACCUGUCGCAGUGCACUGGGGAAGGAGCUGCUCACGAAUACCAUGUUCUGUGCUGGGUACCUCACUGGAGGUAUCGACUCAUGCCAGGGUGAUUCCGGAGGGCCGCUGAUCUUCCAGGACCGUUUAUCGGGACGGUUUCAGCUCUUUGGCAUCACCUCUUGGGGGGAUGGCUGUGGGGAGAGGGGAAAGCCUGGUGGUUUACACACGGGUCACCGCCUUCUCUGA
This is a messenger RNA of Carassius auratus (goldfish), 537 nucleotides long. Its product is annotated as serine protease 56-like. The coding region runs from base 67 to 537 and encodes 156 amino acids. Gene Ontology annotation, molecular function: serine-type endopeptidase activity. The transcript is spliced from 4 exons. Gene Ontology annotation, biological process: proteolysis. NCBI's taxonomy places the organism in Eukaryota, Metazoa, Chordata, Actinopteri, Cypriniformes, Cyprinidae. The record is from RefSeq and is a predicted model, not a curated record.